AACCAGUAGCCCUGGAGCUGCUCUGCCUAUGGAGUAGCCAUCCUUUUACUUCUUUGCUUUCUUAAUAAACUUGUUUUCACUUUACUCUAUGGGCUUGCCCUGAAUUCUUUCUUGCAUGAGAUCCAAGAACCCUCUCUUAGGGCCUGGAUCGGGACCCCUUUCUGAUAACACCAGGAGACACCCUGGGUGGAUUUCCUGAACCGACCGAUAGAUGAGCCUUCCACGCGGGAGACCUGGAUCCUUAUCGUCUUUGUGGCCCCUUCCAUCUGCACGUGCGGACGAGGUCCGGGUCGCACUCGGGCGGUCAGCCUGGCACGCACAGCGCCGGCGUGCAGGGGGCCUUGGGUGCCACCGAGUCCGGGAGGAAAUCUAGGCCGCCAUCCGUCCGGAGACUGGCACCUGUGACCACCACCCAACAUGUAUUGAACAAGGGCUUGGAGGUCCUUUCUCUAAGGCCGCACCGAUAAACGAUUACCGACUGUUGACCUCACGGCCCCUUCGCUUCCGGCCGCACCGCCUCGCUGCCCACGCCUGCGCACUCAGGCACCGCAGAUUCAUUUGGAUUCAAGGUUGGCUCUCAACAGUGCCAGCUGCACUGUCAUCCUAAAGUACUUCUGUGGAAGAGAACAUGGUGGUGUCACUGUUGUACCAGUGAUGACACAAAAUCCCAGAUCUACCUGACGGGCCUGCGAGGGUUGAAGAUUGUGAAGCAAUAGCCUAAGGGACUGGCUGGCUUCGAGCAGGGCAUCGGAACCAGGCCUCCUGGCACUGGCCUGGGUAGAGCCAGGGCGAGCACCAGCUGACCCCCAGUGGAACCCUGUGACAGUCCUGCCAGGGCCCAGGCCAUCCCAACCGACUUCCAUCUCAUGGACCCUCCAGCGGAGAAGCCGGGAGAGGCUGGCGGACUGCAGAUCACACCCCAGCUGCUGAAGUCACGCACAGGCGAGUUCUCCCUGGAGUCCAUCCUGCUACUGAAGCUGCGUGGCUUGGGACUGGCUGACCUGGGCUGCCUGGGAGAGUGCCUGGGCCUGGAGUGGCUGGACCUAUCAGGCAACGCGCUCACCCACCUGGGCCCGCUGGCCUCCUUGCGCCAGCUAGCUGUGCUCAAUGUCUCCAACAAUCGGCUGACGGGCCUGGAGCCACUGGCCACCUGUGAGAACUUGCAGAGUCUCAAUGCCGCAGGCAACCUACUGGCCACCCCGGGCCAGCUGCAGUGUCUGGCUGGGCUACCGUGCCUGGAGUACCUGCGGCUCCGAGACCCUUUGGCCCGGCUCAGCAACCCGCUCUGUGCCAACCCCUCCUACUGGGCUGCAGUCCGGGAGCUGCUGCCUGGCCUGAAAGUCAUCGACGGUGAGCGUGUGAUUGGGCGUGGUAGUGAGUUCUACCAGCUGUGCCGAGACCUGGACAGCUCCUUGCGUCCCAGCUCCAGUCCAGGCCCCAGAGCCACCGAGGCCCAGCCCUGGGUGGAGCCAGGCUACUGGGAGUCCUGGCCCAGCCGGAGCAGCUCCAUCCUGGAGGAGGCCUGCCGGCAGUUCCAGGACACACUGCAGGAGUGCUGGGACCUGGACCGCCAGGCCAGCGACAGCCUGGCCCAGGCGGAGCAGGUACUCAGCUCUGCGGGCCCCACCUCUUCCUUCGUCUUCUGAACGUGGCCUAUGGCCCAGGACAGCCUGGCAGGUGGCCUCGCUGCCCCCAGUUCCCCUCUCUGCCCCCACACUCGUCUUAGUUGCUUCACACUGGUCACUGGCCCUGCACACUGGGCUAUUGCUUUAUCCCUAUCCUGAGAGCAGCCCCUCCCCACCAUCCCUCCACAUGCUGCAAGGACAGACUGAAGGGCUGUGAGCAGGUGUAAGGGCUCCCACAUCCGUGAGCCUGUGUCCGCAGCUGCUGCCACUCUGGGCUGCUCCAGCCUGCAACUUAGUGGAAGGAAUUACUUCCUCCUGAGGCUACAGGCGAGAAAGGUAGGGAUGGGCCAGCCUCCCGUCUCAGCUGUUGGGAGACAGUAGGCAGGCUGAGUGGCCCAGAGCACUCCUGGAAGUGGGACUCCCCUGCCUUGCAAAUGUGCCUCUCCAGACUGCUCCUGCACUUACCCCCUCCCCGCAGCACCUUCUCUGCCCGUUCUUGUCCACACAUCUAUUAAAUGCUUCUGUUUUCAUUUGCA
Molecule: messenger RNA, 2161 nt
Organism: Homo sapiens (human)
Lineage: Eukaryota; Metazoa; Chordata; Mammalia; Primates; Hominidae
Gene: LRRC61
Product: leucine rich repeat containing 61
Exons: 3
Coding region: 867-1646 (259 amino acids)
Source: RefSeq, marked validated